This is a messenger RNA of Dichomitus squalens LYAD-421 SS1, 1794 nucleotides long. RefSeq names its product NADPH oxidase isoform 2. The record is from RefSeq and is a predicted model, not a curated record. Gene Ontology annotation, molecular function: superoxide-generating NAD(P)H oxidase activity. Bases 1 to 1794 code for a protein of 597 amino acids. The transcript is spliced from 5 exons. Gene Ontology annotation, biological process: superoxide anion generation; defense response. Lineage: Eukaryota; Fungi; Basidiomycota; Agaricomycetes; Polyporales; Polyporaceae. Gene Ontology annotation, cellular component: NADPH oxidase complex; plasma membrane.
AUGGAUUUCUCAGACGGCAAGAUCCCCUCUCUCGAGCAGCACCCCGACAUCGUCAUCAACGGCAAUGGCCCUGGCCACCUCCAGCGCAACAAGACCGAGCGCCGCCGCCUCCAGGGGCUCCAGCGCACCAACACCACCACCUCCCAAGGCGUGACGCCCUAUGUGCCCCGCACGCUGACGGAGAAGUAUAACCACUGGAUGAUCAACGAAGGUGGUCGCCGCCUCUUCUUCUUUGGCUUUUUGCUCUUGCAUGCCCUGGUCAUUGCUCUCGGGUUCGUGCACUAUCGGCUCAAGGACAACUUGGUCGGCUCCAAUUCGACAUUCGGCAUCACCUUCCCGAUCGCCCGUACGGCUGCACUCAUGUUGCACGUCGAUGUCGCCUUCAUCCUCCUCCCGGUUUGCCGCAACUUCAUCUCGAUGCUCCGCCGCACGUCCUUGAACCAGGUCAUUCCGUUCGACAAGAACAUCACGUUCCACAAGGCCGUCGCGUGGUCCAUCGUCAUCUUCUCCAUCGUCCACAUUGUCGCCCAUAUGGUCAACUUCACCGAGCUCGCCAUGAUCGACCCCGACGCGACGACGACCGGCAAGAAGGUCAUUGCGUUCAUCUCCGCCAACUUUGUCACUGGCCCCGGUGCGACCGGCUGGAUUAUGACCGCCGCGCUCGGUAUCAUGGUCUGGUUCGCGAUCGAGAAGCGUCGCCGUGCCCACUUUGAGUGGUUCUGGUACUCGCACCAUCUCUUCAUCGUCUUCUUCAUCAACUGGCAGCUCCACGGUAUGUUCUGCAUGAUCAAGCCCGACCGUCCGCCCUAUUGUUCGUACAACACUAUCGGCGUUUUCUGGCGCUACUGGCUUGUCGGCGGUGUCAUCUGGAUUUACGAGCGUAUCCUUCGUGAGGUCCGCUCCCGUCACCGCACCUACAUCUCCAAGGUCAUUCAGCACCCCUCGAACGUCAUGGAAAUCCAGAUCAAGAAGGAGAAGACGACCACUCGUGCCGGCCAGUACAUCUUCUUGUGCUGCCCUGAGAUCUCCUACUUCCAGUGGCACCCCUUCACCCUUACCAGUGCCCCUGAAGAGGACUAUAUUUCCGUCCACAUCCGCGUCGCCGGCGACUUUACCACUGCCUUCGCGAAGGCUGUCGGCUGCGACUUCGGCAGGAAUGAGAAGGGCGAGAAGAGCGAUGCCGGAGGCAAGGUUGUCGGCACCUCUACGAACCCGCCCAUCAACCGCGUCCUCCCCCGCGUCAUGGUCGACGGCCCCUUCGGCUCCGCGUCCGAGGACUUCCUCAACUACGAGACCGUGCUCCUCGUCGGCGCCGGUAUCGGCGUCACGCCGUUCGCGUCGAUCCUCAAGUCGAUCUGGUACCGCAUGAACAACUUCAACUCGUCGAAGCCGACGCGGCUCUCCAAGGUGUACUUCACGUGGGUCAUCCGCGACUUCGGCUCCGCCGAGUGGUUCCACUCGCUGCUGCACGCGAUCGAGGAGCAGGAUACGCAGAACCGGAUCGAGAUCAACAUCUACCUGACCGCGAAGAUCAAGGAGGAGGACAUGAACAACAUCAUCGUCCAGGACGUCGGCGCGGAGAAGGACGCGAUCACCUCCCUGCGGGCCCCGACGCACUUCGGGCGCCCGAACUGGGACCGCGUAUUCAGCUCGAUCGCGGAGAAGCACCCGGAGACGGACGUCGGCGUGUUCUUCUGCGGGCCGUCGGUGCUUUCGCGGCAGCUGCACACCAUGAGCAACAAGUACUCGUCGCCCAAGGGCACCAAGUUCUUCUUCGGAAAGGAGAACUUUUAG